CCGAGCCAGGAUCCUAACAGAGCAGAGACAGCCGAAGGGAGACGAGCCGAGCCAAACCGUAAAGUCUUCAAAAUCCAUCAUCAUCCGCUGCGAUAAAAAGACAAACGCUGUUAAAACCAUCGAGAGCAUAAAGUUCACACUUCGACCUUUCUAACGAGCUACGUAUUGUCACAUUAUGACGUUAUUAGUGUUUUAAAACAAGUGGCGAAAGAUUUGGAGAGCCGAUUUCAUCCGGAGACGACCCACAGGAGGAACAAUUCAACGCCCUCAGUGAUUAAAUGUGUCCGUGUUUCUGCCUGUUUUGAUUUUUGAAAACCUUUGGCUCAAUAACUGAACAUUUUUUUGGGAUAUUUUUGGAGCUAGCGAGCUUGCUAGCCGACAUAAUGGAGUUGAGAGUGGGAAACCGAUACAGACUGGGCAGGAAAAUAGGAAGUGGAUCAUUUGGAGACAUUUAUCUGGGUACUGACAUCUCGGCCGCUGAGGAGGUCGCCAUCAAGUUGGAAUGUGUGAAGACCAAACACCCACAGCUCCACAUAGAGAGCAAAAUCUACAAGAUGAUGCAGGGCGGAGUGGGCAUUCCUACAAUAAAGUGGUGCGGGGCGGAGGGCGACUACAACGUGAUGGUGAUGGAGCUGCUGGGCCCGAGUCUGGAGGAUCUGUUCAACUUCUGCUCGCGCAAGUUCAGCCUGAAGACGGUGCUGCUGCUCGCCGACCAGAUGAUCAGCCGUAUUGAAUACAUCCACUCCAAGAACUUCAUCCACAGAGACGUGAAGCCCGACAACUUCCUCAUGGGGCUCGGCAAGAAGGGCAACCUGGUUUACAUCAUCGACUUCGGCCUUGCCAAGAAAUACCGCGAUGCCCGAACGCAUCAGCACAUCCCGUACCGCGAGAACAAGAACCUGACUGGCACCGCCCGCUAUGCCUCCAUAAACACACAUCUGGGCAUCGAGCAGUCCAGACGAGACGACCUGGAGUCUCUGGGUUACGUCCUCAUGUACUUCAACCUCGGCUCUCUGCCCUGGCAAGGCCUCAAAGCCGCCACCAAGAGGCAGAAAUACGAACGCAUCAGUGAGAAGAAAAUGUCCACGCCCAUCGAGGUCCUCUGCAAAGGCUACCCAUCGGAGUUUGCCACCUACCUGAACUUCUGUCGCUCUCUGCGGUUCGACGACAAACCCGACUACUCGUACCUCCGUCAGCUCUUCAGGAACCUCUUCCACCGACAGGGCUUCUCCUACGACUAUGUGUUCGACUGGAACAUGCUCAAAUUUGGCGCCAACAGGGCCGUGGAGGACGCCGAGCGGGAGCGCCGUGAGCGAGAGGAGAGGCUGAGGCACGGCAGGAAUCCCGCGGCUCGGGGCAUGGCUUCGGCCUCAGGGAGAGCAAGAGCCACUCAGGAAGUUGCAGCCCCCUCCCCCCUCAACCCUGCCUCACACACAGGUUUGGAGAAGGAGAGGAAGGUGAGCAUGCGUCUUCAUCGUGGAGCACCGGUCAACAUCUCCUCCUCAGACCUGACGGGACGACAGGACUCCCGCAUGUCCUCACAGGCUCUGUCCCGGGUCACACCGAGCGGCCUCCAGUCUGCGGCUCCACGGUGAAACCCCUCCCCCUUUCUUCACCUGUGCACCAUGGAGGCCUCAACACGCACCACCUGCAGCACACACACACACACACACACACACUCACACUCAGACACACACACACACACACAGAGGACGACCACCAACUGAUGCACGAGAGUCCGGCUGCGCUCUCGUUCCCUUCACAGCGGAGUGUGUGUGUGUCUGUGUGACAGAGAGAGAGAGACGGGCGGGUGGAGCACACUCUGGUUGCCUUAACAACGUUGGCAAAGUAGCAGCCACAUCCUCCCUCCUUCCUACCCCCCCCCCCCCCGUGGAAGAAACACUCCCCCCUCCUCCUCCUCUUCUUUAAUGUUGAUGAAGCCAUGGAUCCUCUGGCGUCUUUUUCUUUUCUUUUCUUUUUUUUAACUUUGAUUUUACUUAUUUUAGUUCUUUAGCAUUGAAGCUCCUCUGGUCGUUCUUCACAGGAGAUUGGAGAGUCAGCUGGUGGGAAAACGUGUGUGGGACGUUUUUUUUAUUUUUAACAAUGAGAGCAUGAAGACGCGUGAUGGGCGUGUCUGAGGACGAGGCCUGAGGUCCCGUUUUGUGUCCUGAGAGUCGUCACAGCUCUUUGUUUGUAGGUUCAAAUGUGAAGCUAGGAUAACCUGGUUGUUUUUAAAAAUGGGACAAAAUGUCUUUUUGAAAAGCUCCCACAGAACGAGAUUAUUUUUGUCCUCCUCAGGAUGCCGUAGUCCAUCCAACAGCAGGUUUUUCUUUCUGUGGCUGCCGCGUGCUGCUUUGGGAAAAGCUGUAAAUGGAAAACAGUGAAAUACUUUUCGGGGGUCGAUGUGUCGCACUGAAUGGAUGAGAUGUUGUUUUUGAAUCGGUGCUUAGUGACGUGGCUUUUGUGUGCGUGUUUGUGUGGUUCUGUCGUAGGCUUUGGGGGGGGGGGGGGCGGGCGGGCGGGCGGGCGAGUGGGUGAACAUGUUCAGGGGAAUUUUGUUUUUAAAAGUUUUCUUUUAACUCUUUUGCCUCCAAAAUCUCACUCCAGACCAUCCGACUCCCGGCUCUCAUGUCUGGCUCAGACUUACUGACACUUCUUCUACCUGGACCUCACUGAAGUCUGCCCCCCCCCCUUGAAUAAUUCACCGCUCAGGUCGUGAACUCAUCGUUUUGAUCCCUGCUCCAGUUUAGUUUACAUUCACAUCCUCACCUUUUCUUUGUCCGUCGUUGCAGACUGAGUCCAGGUGGAAGGGGGGGACAGGUGUGUUUGAGGAGGUUUUUUGGAGUCUUACAGUCUUGAGUGUCGUCUUAAUAAAGGAGGUCUGAUCGGAGGCUACUCGCGUCCCUCGGGGGCCGAGCUGACUGCUGAACCCUGCAGGUUUUGGACGUAGAUCUUUGUGGUAGGCUGGUUUGCUAACUCCGUUUUUCUGUAGUUAAAGUAAAAAGUGGGAGGGGUCUGUAGUGGUAACUUGUACAUGUUUGUUCUCGUUGUGUAUAGGAUGUGCCUGCUUUCUUUAACAGGAUGACGAUGACAGUGUGUGGGGGAGGGGGGGGGGGACUGGGAACACCUCACUCUGUUUUGUUUAUUUGUAUUCUUCUUCACCUGUGGGCUUGAAUACGCGAUGGAUUAACUGUUUGUCACUGAUGAUUAAUGCGAGUUCACUUCACACGGAGAGACGACCUUCUAACUGCUUCUCCUCAGUUCUUCCUUUGUUUUGUUUUUCUUCACUUCCUGUUACUGUUUUUUCUUCUUUUUUUUUUAACCGUGCAGUGGAGAUGUCCGCUUGUGUCCCACAAUGCAUCUCUCACUUUGGAUUCAUGGGAAGUCUUUUCUUUCCUCUCCCUCCUUGAAACUAUUGCUCCUUAUUUGUAAUGCCACUGUAUUUGUGUAUUUUAAAACUGUAAAUAAAUUAAUAAGUACUUGUA
This is a messenger RNA of Labrus mixtus (cuckoo wrasse), 3485 nucleotides long. It is a transcript of the gene csnk1da, whose product is annotated as casein kinase 1, delta a. The transcript is spliced from 9 exons. Gene Ontology annotation, molecular function: protein serine/threonine kinase activity; ATP binding. NCBI's taxonomy places the organism in Eukaryota, Metazoa, Chordata, Actinopteri, Labriformes, Labridae. Gene Ontology annotation, cellular component: cytoplasm; nucleus. Gene Ontology annotation, biological process: endocytosis; peptidyl-serine phosphorylation; signal transduction. The record is from RefSeq and is a predicted model, not a curated record. Bases 384 to 1595 code for a protein of 403 amino acids.